Pipra filicauda (Wire-tailed manakin) is the source of this 3934-nucleotide messenger RNA. RefSeq names its product antagonist of mitotic exit network 1 homolog (gene AMN1). Gene Ontology annotation, biological process: SCF-dependent proteasomal ubiquitin-dependent protein catabolic process. Gene Ontology annotation, cellular component: SCF ubiquitin ligase complex. Lineage: Eukaryota; Metazoa; Chordata; Aves; Passeriformes; Pipridae. The transcript is spliced from 7 exons. Bases 53 to 853 code for a protein of 266 amino acids. The record is from RefSeq and is a predicted model, not a curated record. Gene Ontology annotation, molecular function: protein binding.
CCCCGGUCCCGGCCGCAUUCCCCGGUCCCGGCAGCAUUCCCCGGUCCCGGCCAUGAGCCGCCUCAGCGGCGGCUGGGACGGCGCCGGCGAGGAAGUCCGGCUCCUCCUGGACCUAUGCCUUCAGUGUUUGACAAAGAACCUUUCCAGAUAUGCUGCAGAUAUUAAGUCACUGCCACCCAACAUAAAGGAUAAACUGAUUAAAUUAAUGAGUAGGCAAGGGCAAAUAACUGAUUCAAAUAUCAGUGAGGUACUGCACCCUGCUGUCGAGUCUCUAGACCUCCGAGACUGUGAUAUUUCAGAUAAUGCGUUACUGCAGCUUUAUAACUGCAAGCAGCUGAAAAAAAUCAACUUGAAUUCUUGCAAGGAAAACAGAUUUGGAAUCACUUCAGAAGGUGUCAUAGCACUGGCCUUAUCCUGCCCUUACCUGCAAGAAGCAUCUUUUAAAAGGUGCUGUGAUAUAACUGACAGUGGAAUUCUUGCUCUUGCACUCAACUGCCAAUUCCUACAAAUAGUGAACUUGGGUAGCUGUUCAGGCAUCAUGGAUGCAUCUCUGAAGGCACUAGGAGAAAACUGCAAGUUUCUUCACAGUGUGGACUUUUCAUCUACUCAGGUAACAGAUGAUGGCGUUGUAGCACUGGUGAGUGGAACAUGUUCGAAGAAUUUAAAGGAGAUCCACAUGGAGCGCUGUGUGAACCUGACCGAUGUCGCCGUGGAAGCCGUCCUUAAUUGUUGUCCGAAGAUACACAUUUUUCUGUUCCAUGGAUGCCCACUGAUAACAGAUCGCUCCCGAGAUGUUUUAGAGGAGCUCAUCAUAUCAAACAAAAUCAAGCAAGUCACAUGGACUGUUUACUGAUUAUUUAUCCUGUACAAAUGAGUGUCAAGUUUACAGAUGGGAGAGCCCUUUCAGCAAGCAAGCACCUUGGAGAACCAGCUGGUGACUUUUGUACCACCAGAUUGUGUCCCUCCUGGUUCCCACUGGAGGUCUCUGUUGCUAUUCCAGUCCUUGCCUGUGAGUCUGGGCUUCCCCAUUGUCUCUGCUUGGAGCUCUGUCUCUCUUUGCAUCGCUGAGGAUACUUCAUUAAGAGGAAAGUUAAACUGUAAUUAACACUACACUGAGCCAUAGCUCAGCCUCCUUGAAGUAUCAGGCUUGGCUGCUCCUUGGCAUCCUUUAGCAACUUAGCUACAUGUACAGACCCACUUUAAGUAACUCUGAGUUUGUAGGCUGGGAAGGUACUUGCAACUAAAAGUACCAAGCCUAAACACAUCAUUGACACUCACACAGAAGUGUCUGUAAAGUUGGCAGUUAAAUCUGACAAAAGUCAUCAGACAGAACAGGUGAAUGGAGGUGGCAUUAAGAGCAAUACAAAUGUAUUUUUAGUAGUAACAAUCUCCUUUCACCAUGUACUUCUGCUAGAUCUGGAAUGAAAAAUGUAGGCACCUUUCUUCUGAUGUUACUGAUGCUGCAGAUUUCUGGUUUUACUUACCAUCAAAUACUUGCUGGCUUUUUAUGUAUCCAAAGCUACAGUCUGUAAAUGUGUGAACAUAAACUUGCUUUGGAAUUGUUAUGGUGACUUUACAAAUUUCAGAGUAGUAGCUAUGACCUGUAAAAGAGUUUUGUAUAUGGGCAAAUACUUAAUUUGCUCUGGCUUUUGCCUACGUUUCUACAUGAAAAUCCUUUUAGGGAACAAAACAUUGGUACUCAUAAGCAUAGCUGUGAGUGAAAUAGGACCAAAUUUUGCGUUUGAGUAUAUAAAUCUCAGGAUGGUAGAGUUCAGUAGAGUAUGUGUUCUGCUGUAUGCAGUUUAUUAUAUAUCCAGGGUCCCCCAGAAGCUGAAAAUAACAAUAAAUGUAUUGUUUAAUUAUAGUCAUAUUAAAGAAAAAAUUUUUGAAUUGUAGAAUGAGUUGAUUACAUGAUGGAGCAGUGGUCUCAUCACAGUUACAAGUCAUGUUCAUUGGCUUUCUUGAACCAGCAUAAUCUCUCAUGAGAAUUCUGUGAUUUCUGCAUUAAACUUCUUAAAUGCUAGCAAUUUUAGCAUUGUACAGGGCAUGGAGCACACUAGGUUGAUACUCUAUGUGGAAGUAGAAGGGUUUAGCUAGGGUGGUCUUAGAUGAAUCCUGAGGACAUUUGGAAACUUAUGAGUUUAGGCAACUAUAAUGAAUAUGUUUACUUUACAAUUUAACACCUGUCAUAGCCACACUUAUUUUAAGUGUUGCAGAAAUAAACCAGUCUUCUACUAAUCUAUUCAAAGUUCAAGCAAAUUGCAUGGAAGAUACAUGUUGCAGCCAAUAUUAAAGGAUAUUAUGAUGUCUGACAAGGAUCUCGUUCUUGUGAUUAUAUGGUUCAUGAAAGAGCAAAUCUAUUUAGAAAAGUUGUUCAAGUGUAACUAAAAGCAUAAUUUUCCAACUCCAGUGCCUAAAUCCCUUACUCUUGUUGCAUGGAGUACCAUGGCUCAGCCCAGUGAUGAGUGUGUUACUGUGAUCCCUCUAGGUACAGCUGCACCAGCACAAACCAUUCUUGCAAACAGGAGUUGAUUUCGCUACAUUAUCCACAAGCAUCUGAAAGCUGUAACUGCAGCAGAUCCUUGCAUUGGAUAGAUUAAUAACCUAAUCUACCAAGUUUUAUUCCUUUUUUUUGGCUAAGUUUAUUUUUAUACCCUGUGUAGUCCCUGGUAUCAAUCAGGGCCCAUCAUUCCUUUGAACUCUUGGACGUGAGUUGGCAGUAAAUUUGUUUUGCACUAUUUUUGAUAUUGAUCCAUCUAGCUGAUUAGGCAGCAGCAAUGAGAGGCUCAGUAAUUGUGUCCAAUGGGUAAAGCAUUCCUGGUUUCAGGAAGGUUGCCACAAAAAGACUAAGUGGAAUUGAAAGUUAACUGAAGAAGGGAGGAGCCUUGGGAGGUUUCAAGUAUAACUUCCUGCCCAAAGUAGGGCCAGCUCAAAGCUCAAACCAGCUUAGUCCACGCUUUAUCCAGCCAAGUCUUGAAAAACUGAAGGUACAGAGCCUUCACAACCCUUUGAGGCAACUUGUUCCACUGCUUGACUGUAUUAAUGCUGAAAUUUUUUUCCUUCUGUCCUGUUUGACCCUAUUUUGUGUCAACACCCUUCCUCUCGCUGGUAGAGCCUGGCUGUCAUCCUGAUGGCCUCCUCAUAGGUGUGGUCAGGCUGCUCAGACCUUCCUUGAAGCCCUGUCUUUUCCAAGCUGAACAAGUCCAGUUCCCUCACUCUGUUGCUGGCACGUAACAAUUCAUGUUAUGUUACAAAGUGGUGGCCACCAGACUCCCAAGUGCUACAUCCAGAAAGAAAGUUACAAAUUAAGCUUAUGUACAGUAGCGAGAGGUGGAAGACCACCAAACUCUGUAAUAGCACAGGACACUUAAAAAAAAUUGCCUGUGGGACAAUACUACUGCUAACCUCACUGGCAAAGUUGUCCUUUCCCCCCUUGCUAAUGUAACCUUGGAUUUGUCAUGUUGUUAUGUCGAAGGCAAAUGCAGCCUAUAGUGUGUCCUUAAAUGGGCGUGUAGAUUUACCAUUUUCCCCUACAGCCUCUUCUAAAUGUCUAACUUAGUGCUUAAAAAAUCUGUACAACAGGGCAACGAGUUAACACCACAUUUUUAGGUUUGAAAGUUUAAUGUAAGUCACUUUAAAUCCUUCCCCAGUAGAACUUUUACAUGUUUCUUACUUGCAUAACUCUACUGGAGUAUUUUUUGAUUCAGGUUAAAUCACAGUAAUUUUCAACAAAUGUUGGCAAGCACUGGGUGAAGUGGGAGAAGAACAUCAUGUAUGUGCUUACCACUUCCUAUUUCUGUAUUGUUUGGAUAUUGUUACUGUUGCAAAAUGUUGGGUGAGCACUGCAGAAUAUUCACAUAUUGUUCAGGUGAUUAAAGUUUGUAAGACAUCUGUUUGGGUAGUUCUGGAAACUUGUUAAAUUACAUAACAUGUA